Messenger RNA from Ananas comosus (pineapple), 1440 nucleotides. Its product is annotated as phospholipase D beta 1. Gene Ontology annotation, molecular function: mRNA binding. Lineage: Eukaryota; Viridiplantae; Streptophyta; Magnoliopsida; Poales; Bromeliaceae. The record is from RefSeq and is a predicted model, not a curated record. Bases 75 to 1097 code for a protein of 340 amino acids. The transcript is spliced from 10 exons.
CCUCGACCCCUAAACCCAUCGUCCCCUUCUUCGUCGUGUCUCCUCCCCUCCCCUCUCCUCUCCUCGGCACUCCCAUGGCGAACAUGGCCACCACCUACUACCACCACCCUCCCCAUCCUCCUCCUUCCUCCUCCUCCAUCUACCCUCCUCAGCCGUAUGCCGGAGCUCCGCCGCCGGCGCCGCCGGCGCCGCAACAUCCCCAGCCCUAUCCCUCCCACCACGAGCACCACGACUACGGCUACGACUACUACCAUCACCACCAACCCCCUCCUCACUACGUACCCUACGACGCUCCCUACGGAGCCUCCCCCGACGAGGUGCGCACCCUCUUCGUGGCGGGGCUCCCCGGAGACGUGCGGCCCCGCGAGAUCUACAACCUCUUUCGCGAGUUCCCCGGCUACGAAUCUUCCCAUCUCCGCAACUCCGGCAAAUCCUCUCAGGCAUAUGCAUUUGCUGUCUUCCGUGAUCAACAGUCUGCAAUAGCUGCGAUGCAUGCCCUAAAUGGAAUGAUAUUUGACCUUGAGAAAGAGUAUUCUUUACAUGUUGAUCUUGCCAGGUCCAACUCUAGAUCAAAACGAUCAAGAGCAGAUGAUGGUGUCGCCUACUCUUCUGACAAAAGACUUAGAGGGUCUACUGCAUAUUCCAGAGGCUUACCAGAUAGUGGUGCUGGAAGCAAUAUUCACAUGCCUGGAAUGGGUAAUUCUGCUUACAGCUUGAAUGGUUAUCCUUCUACACAAAGUCGUGGAAUCUUUGGUCAAGAAUCUGAUGAUAGAGAUCUGAGGAAGUCGAGUCCUCCAACUUUUGCUCCUCAAGAUAAUCCUCCUUGUCCAACAAUUUUCGUGGCAAAUCUAGGCCCGACAUGUUCUCAGGAGGAGCUAGCUCAGGUCUUUUCGAGAUGCCCAGGAUUCUUAAAACUUAAGAUGCAAAACAAAUCUGGAGCUCCUGUAGCAUUUGUUGACUUUAAGGAUGUGAACAGUUCAGCUGCAGCUCUAAAUCGCCUCCAGGGUACCAUUUUGUACUCCUCAAGUGAGGAGGGCAUGCGCUUGGAGUAUGCUAAAUCACGUAUGGGGCUCCGUAAACGUGAAAAGAGAAGAUAAAUUCAGCUGCAUGCGUUAAAGUUACAGUUCAAAAUAUUCUAUGGCGGCGCACGACGAACUUUGUGUUAUGGUGUAAACCUUUCCGUCUCAUUCGGUUUCAACUCUUGGUAAGUUAAUGUGUUUUCCUUUUGCUAAAUUCGGGUAUCCUAUGUUGGAUCAGGGCUUGAAUUACACUCGUAAGUGUUCGGCAAUGUCAAGUUUUAAUGUCAAAGUGCUUGUCCCUUGUUUCUUAAGAUUUUACUGUUUCAGAGUUAUUAUUAGCAUAUAUGAUGUGCAACGACAAUAUGAUAUACUAUGUUUGCUUGAACUAUGAUUUUCACUGUUCAUGUUUGUUUCGCCGUAA